AUGCAUCCGCGAGGACCAUCUGGUCCGACACAGCACCUUCCAUAUCGUCCUCCCCCGCCAUACCAGCAAAGGCCGUACACAUCCCCUGGACAAUACCAGCAAAGGCCUUACCCACCACCUGGACAAUACCAGCAAAGGCCUUACCCACCACCUGGACAAUACCAGCAAGGACAGUACCCACCUCCUGGUCAGUACCAGCAGGUCCCGUAUCCACCCUUUGGACAAUAUCAGCAAAGCCCAUACGUCUCACCACCUCCGGGUCAAUAUCCGUACGGAUAUGCGCAACGAUACGGGGGCCAAAUGCCACCCCAGGUGCAACCUCCACCCCCCCAAGGACGUGGAUUCGAUUUUGGAUUGGAGGAGAGCAGCGAAGACGAACCACAGAAUGUCCUAUUCGAAGACAAAGCCGUUCGAUUAGGCUUCAUCCGGAAAGUAUAUUGUAUUCUGUCACUGCAGCUCCUGAUGGUCACACUAAUAGUCUCCAUGUGCGUGUUCGUGCCCGAGGCAAGGCAAGCAGCCCAGAAAUAUUUCUUUCUCUUCCUGCUAUGUGGCCUUGUAAGCCUCGCAAUACUUCUGGUGCUGACUUGCUGUCCAGGACUAUCCCGGAGCUUUCCUACAAAUAUGAUACUCCUCACUGUCUUCACCUUCUUCGACGGGAUAUUUCUGGCAGGUGCAUGCGCACAUUACAAGGUAGACGAAGUGGUCCUUGCUGCAGGAGCCACGACGCUGAUCUUCUUCGCUCUGACUAUAUUCGCGUUCCAAACAAAGAUCGACUUCACUGUCUGUCACACAGCCAUGUUUGCUGUUUUGAUAAUACUCUUCGUUGUGGGAAUUACUGUGGUCAUCUUCCCAACUAGGACAAUGAAGAUAAUUUACAACGGCUUCGGAGCCCUGGUUUUUAGCGUGUACAUAAUCAUCGACACGCAAUCCAUAGCAGGGGGCAACCGUGCAGAAAUUCUCUCUCCCGAGGACUACGUCGCUGGCGCCAUCAUGCUCUACACGGAUAUUACAACCCUUUUCUUGAAUCUGCUUGAUCUCCUCAGUGCUCUCAACGACAACAAUUAGGGAACACCCAUCUUGGCCUCGUGUUCUGAACGCAAUGGUACACGAUACUUACUGCAAACAUCAGAAUAAAAUUCAUGAAUUA
Messenger RNA from Ornithodoros turicata, 1147 nucleotides. Its product is annotated as protein lifeguard 1-like. Bases 1 to 1065 code for a protein of 354 amino acids. NCBI's taxonomy places the organism in Eukaryota, Metazoa, Arthropoda, Arachnida, Ixodida, Argasidae. The record is from RefSeq and is a predicted model, not a curated record. The transcript has 10 exons.